Diversispora eburnea is the source of this 381-nucleotide messenger RNA. The record is from the annotation of a GenBank genome assembly. NCBI's taxonomy places the organism in Eukaryota, Fungi, Glomeromycota, Glomeromycetes, Diversisporales, Diversisporaceae.
AUGGAUCUUUCUGGAAAAACCAAAAAAUCAACAUUUUAUGAUAAAUAUGAACCUAGUGAUACAUUUACAAAAGUAGCAAAAGGAACAGUAAAAAUAAUAACUUUUAUUAAUAAUUCAAUUCCUGAUGAUUUUGAUGAGAUUUUAAAUACAGAUAAUGAUAAAUGGAAUUAUUACAAUAUAAAUGAAAAGAUUGAGAAUUUGAAUCUUGAACUUCAAGAACAACAAAAAAUAUUAACAGUAAUGGAAUAUAAUAAAAAACGAAAACAUCAAAAAACAAUCAGAUUAAUAGAUGAUGAAGAUAUAGCUGAAGAAUGUCUCAAUUUCAAAAAGGAACAAUUACAUCAAAAAAAUUUAAAGAAUUUGUUGAACAAAAUUUAUUAA